This is a messenger RNA of Octodon degus (degu), 2967 nucleotides long. It is a transcript of the gene Fbxl18, whose product is annotated as F-box and leucine rich repeat protein 18. Gene Ontology annotation, cellular component: SCF ubiquitin ligase complex. Gene Ontology annotation, molecular function: protein binding. Gene Ontology annotation, biological process: SCF-dependent proteasomal ubiquitin-dependent protein catabolic process. Bases 244 to 2418 code for a protein of 724 amino acids. The transcript is spliced from 6 exons. Lineage: Eukaryota; Metazoa; Chordata; Mammalia; Rodentia; Octodontidae. The record is from RefSeq and is a predicted model, not a curated record.
CUCUAUUGAGCCGCGGACGCGCCGGCUUCGAGCAUCCCUGGCGGGGCAGGUGAGGGGCCCUGGGGCUGCAGCUCCGGCGGCCUUGGCACAGCCGUCCUGUGACAUGGCCAGCUCCGGAGAGGAGGAAAAGUGGAGGAGGAGGUGCUAUCAAGACAAGUCCCCAAACUGCUGACCUUGGUGGCCAACACCACUCUUGACCUGGUAGUGUCAUUUGGUGUCUGUCGUGGCUUCCCCUGUAGGAGGAUGGAGGACACCACUUUGUCCCCAGAACAGGAGAUGAGCAAGGUGGACACUGAGUCCCCAGACACCGAGGCCGCAGACACCGCAGCUGAAGUGGCAGGCGGCGCUCACCUGCUGGGCUUCUCUGACGAGAUCCUGCUGCACAUCCUGAGCCAUGUGCCCAGUACAGACCUGGUCGUGAAUGUGCGGCAUGUGUGCCGGAAGCUUGCAGCCCUGAGCCUGGACAAGAGCCUGGUGCACAGUGUGCUGCUACAGAAGGACUAUCAGGCCAGUGAGGACAAGGUGAAGCAGCUGGUGAGGGUGAUCGGCCGGGAGAUCCAGCAGCUGAGCAUGGCCGGCUGCUACUGGCUGUCGGGUGCUACCAUCGAGCACGUGGCCCGCUGCCGUGGGCUGGUAAAGGUGAACCUAUCCGGCUGCCACCUGACCUCCUUGCGCCUCUCCAAGGUGCUUUCAGCCCUGCAGCAGCUGCGCUCGCUGGCCAUCGAUGUGAGCCCUGGUUUUGAUGCCAGCCAGCUGAGCAGUGAGUGCCGAGCCACGCUGAGCCGCGUGCGGGAGCUCAAGCAGACACUUUUCACACCCUCCUAUGGCGUGGUGCCCUGUUGCGCCAGCUUGCAGAAGCUGCUGCUAUACUUCGAGAUCCUGGACCGCACGCGGGAGGGCGCUGUGCUCUCAGGCCAGCUCAUGGUGGGCCAGAGCAAUGUGCCUCACUACCAGAACCUGCGUGUCUUCUAUGCACGCUUGGCACCUGGCUACAUCAACCAGGAGGUAGUGCGGCUGUACCUGGCAGUGCUCAGUGACCGCACACCCGAGAACCUGCACGCCUUCCUCAUCUCAGUCCCGGGCAGCUUUGCUGAGAGUGGGGCCACCAAGAACCUCCUGGAGUCCAUGGCUCGCAACGUGGCCCUGGAUGCUCUGCAGCUGCCCAAGUCCUGGCUGAACGGCUCAUCUUUGCUUCAGCACAUGAAGUUCAACAAUCCGUUCUACUUCAGCUUUAGCCGCUGCACGCUGUCUGGUGGCCACCUGAUCCAGCGUGUGAUCAAUGGUGGGAAGGACCUGAGGAGCCUGGCUAGCCUGAACCUCAGUGGCUGCGUGCACUGCCUGUCGCCAGACUCCCUGCUCCGCAAGGCUGAGGACGACAUUGACAGCAGCAUCCUGGAGACUCUGGUGGCCUCCUGCUGCAACCUGCGUCAUCUCAACCUCUCAGCAGCACACCACCACAGCUCUGAGGGCCUGGGCAGGCACCUGUGCCACCUCCUGGCUCGUCUCCGCCACCUGCGCUCACUGUCCCUGCCUGUCUGCUCUGUGGCUGACUCUGCACCUCUAGCGGACCGUGUGCCGGCCCAGCCUGCCAUGCACGCAGUGCCACGUGGCUUUGGGAAGAAGGUACGCAUAGGUGUGCAGACCUGCCCCGGCCCCUUCGCAGGCCACCAGCCCUCCUCUGCAUUUUGGUCCCUGCUGAAGAACCUGCCCUUCCUGGAGCACCUUGAGCUGAUUGGCUCCAAUUUCUCCUCGGCCAUGCCACGCAACGAGCCUGCCAUCCGCAACUCCCUCCCUCCCUGCAGCCGGGCACAGAAUGUUGGGGACUCCGAAGUGGCCGCUGUCAGCCAGCUGGCCUUCUUGCGGCACCUGACGCUGGCCCAACUGCCUGGCAUCCUGACUGGCUCAGGGCUGGUGAGCAUCGGCCUGCAGUGCCAGCAGCUGCAGUCUCUGUCAUUGGCCAACCUGGGCAUGAUGGGGAAGGUGGUCUACAUGCCUGCCCUCUCUGACAUGCUAAAGCACUGCAGGCGGCUGAGGGACCUCAGGCUGGAGCAACCCUACUUCAACGCCAACGCCCAGUUCUUCCAGGCGCUGAGCCAGUGCGCCUCUCUGCAGCGCCUGUGUCUGGUCUCCCGCAGUGGCACCCUGCAGCCUGACGCCAUGUCGGCCUUUAUGGCCCGCUGCCCACACGUCGUUGUGUGCCACGUGUUCACUGGCGAGUCACUUGCCACCUGCAAGAGUCUGCAGCAGUCCCUCCUCCGCAGUUUCCAGGCUGAAAGGCCCGCCCUGAAUGUUGUCAUCUUCCCCCUGCUCCACGAGGGCCUGACAGAUGUCAUCCGGGACGUCCCCAUGGUGCACCUGGAUGAGAUCACCUUGUUUAAAAGUAGGGUGGCAGAGGAGCCCCCAAACCUGUGGUGGUGAGAGGGCCCCCUCCCUCUACUGCUCACUACUGCUGCCACUGCCGACCCCGCGAAGCCUGCAGCCAUGGGACCUCUUGGUUUGUCACAGAGAAAAGAAAUAGCUCCCGGCCACCCUGCAGACCCCACCCUGGUGCCCCUGUGUCUCCUCUCGCUUUCUACCCCAGGGACUUGUCACUGAAGUUUAGAAUGAGGGUUUGUGCUCUGGGUGAUGGAGAGGGUUGGGGUGGGUACCAAUAUGGGGGCAGCAGUCAAGCCAGGUGGACUGUGGCCCUUGUCUGUGCCCCGUCAUGUCCUCUUCAGCUGAGGAGCACCUCCUCCACUGUGCCGUGGUCAUGUGGUGUUGGUCUCUGUGGGCUGGGGUAGGUUUUCCCUGCCGAGAUGGCUGUGCUGAUGUCUGCAAGUUUUGUACCUGGAGAAGUGGGUUGUCCUGUCCCACUGAGGUGCAUCUUAGGGCUGGGGUAUACCUCAGUGGUAGAGCACUUAGCAGGUGUGAGGCCUGUGGAUCAAGCCCUGGAGCCCCCCUAUCCCCCCCAAAACACAUUUUAACCCA